AUGGACCACCCUUACCACCAUGGGAGUAAAGACCAGAGAAACGCCUUCGAUGAGCUCGAGCUGAAGGACGACCCCGAGAUUGAGGCAAUUGAGAGCAACGUGAAUCUGGAGAUGGAGGGGUUGCGCAGGGCAAUUGCGGGUUGCAAGUCGAGAGGACGAAAAUAUCAACAAAGCAAGAAUGCUGCAAUGGAACGACAUGCCAGCCUGACCGACGAAAUGCAACGUUACAGCAGGGACUUCCAGGUCUACCUUUUGCGUACGAAACGCAUGUUGGCCCUCAUAGAAGACAACGUUGGGGAGCUUGACAGCGAUCUCCGAAUCAAUCAGAACGAAAUAUCUGAGUUGCGAAACGCUUCGGAAGCAAAGCGCCAGUUGUCCGAUGCCAUUGACGUCAUGAGGAGAGGACGUUUGUAUUCAAACAUGAGCGAAGAUCCGCCUGCUGCUAUUCACCGUCUCCAGUACCAAGAUGAUGCUGGCCGUAAGCAAGCUCCCAAUGGAGACAACUGGGGCAACCCCGGUGCUGCUUAA
Molecule: messenger RNA, 528 nt
Organism: Cylindrotheca closterium
Lineage: Eukaryota; Bacillariophyta; Bacillariophyceae; Bacillariales; Bacillariaceae
Source: the annotation of a GenBank genome assembly